Messenger RNA from Labrus bergylta (ballan wrasse), 1279 nucleotides. RefSeq names its product major intrinsic protein of lens fiber a (gene mipa). Gene Ontology annotation, cellular component: plasma membrane. Lineage: Eukaryota; Metazoa; Chordata; Actinopteri; Labriformes; Labridae. The record is from RefSeq and is a predicted model, not a curated record. Gene Ontology annotation, molecular function: water channel activity. Gene Ontology annotation, biological process: transmembrane transport; water transport.
CCAUGUUCUUCUACUAACAACCAGCGGGGUUUGCUCAUAGAUGCACAGAGACCAGCAUAGUGCUCCAACGGGGAGCUCUCUAUGACAGAAAUCAGAAUUAAGAAAGCAGAGCAGCAGCUUAAUCAGAGUUACAAGUUUAGUAGUUUAUGUGUUGUUUAUUUAGCUUUAGAGAGGCAGUUUUUGUUUGAGGGCAAAUAGUUUUCAUUUGCUCUGUGAUCUUUGGUCUCAAACAGUCAUUAUUAAGGAGAAUUUGCAUCUCCUCAGUGAAUUUGUUAGUUUUCUGUUGACUUUCAUCCCUCCACUGCUUAGGCGUUGAUCUUUUACCACCAUGUGGGAGUUUAGGUCCAUGUCUUUCUGGCGGGCGGUGUUCGCAGAGUUCUACGGCACCAUGUUCUUUGUAUUUUUUGGGCUGGGGGCCGCCCUCCGCUGGACCACGGGGCCCCAUAAUGUCCUCCAUGUUGCCUUUUGCUUUGGGCUGGCAGCUGCCACCCUCAUCCAGUCCAUCGGCCACAUCAGCGGGGGACACAUCAACCCGGCUGUUACCUUUGCCUACCUGAUCGGAUCCCAGAUGUCUCUGUUCCGCGCUUUCUUCUACAUCAUAGCUCAGUGUCUGGGAGCACUGGCUGGUGCUGCUGUGCUGUAUGGGGUCACACCCAGCAACAUGAGGGGGAACCUGGCACUCAACACGUUGCAGCCAGGUAUCAGCCUGGGCAUGGCAACCACCAUGGAGGUCUUCCUCACCUUGCAGCUUGUUGUCUGCGUCUUCGCUGUGACUGAUGAGCGGCGCAACGGACGCCUGGGCUCUGCUGCCCUGGCCAUCGGCUUCUCUGUGCUCAUGGGUCACCUUCUCGGGAUGUACUACACUGGAGCAGGGAUGAACCCAGCAAGGUCCUUCGCCCCUGCUGUCCUGGUCAGGAAUUUUGUCAACCACUGGGUGUACUGGGUUGGACCUAUGAUUGGAGGUGCCAUGGGUGCUCUGCUGUAUGACUUCAUGCUGUUCCCCCGUAUGCGUGGCCUCUCUGAGAGGCUCGCCACGCUGAAGGGCACCCGGCCCCCAGAGGCCGAGGGCCAGCAGGAGACCAGGGGAGAGCCCAUCGAGCUGAAGACACAGGCCCUAUAAGCCUGGAGAAGAAGAUUGGCUUUCUGACCCCCGUCAUUCCUCCCAUUUACACCCCUCAGUCUGCUCCCUCAGUUCCCAGUCCAUCCUCUGCACACAUACCUCCUCCUCUCGGCCUCUACACAAGCUAACACGAUUCCCAAACACUUUUGUUAUCCAAAC